AUGGACUACCCAAAACGACAAUUUAUGUUUCGUUUUCACGAAAAUAUUUACAAGGCGCAUGAUUUCAUUUUUGACAAGAAAACUACUCGAGAAACUGUGCCUCAACUCUGUCCCAUGAUUGUGCCUUCCAGUGCUCCACAUGCCACCUUCUGCACUGCCGCCUCCAACGAUGCCAGCAAUAGCACCCAUAGCAGAGGCUACGCCGUCUCAUCUCACACCUCCCCAUGGUGUCGCAAGAUGCGAGAAGAGCCUAUGAGUAUUGUGAAGAAGCGACUCUUAUCCCUACGAAUGUACGACCAUAUUAUGAACAAGAAUGCAAAUCAACACAUGCAGAUGCGACCAUUUCUCAGUCCAGACGCUCAUUGCCGUCAUGGGUGGGGAACUGUGGCCUAUGGAACUCCGGUAGGCGUGCUUAGAAGUCCAUAUCAGUACAAUGGAAGAGCGUGUCCAUGUUCUAACGGAUUGCCCAUGCGGAUGGAGUUCCCAGUCUACUACACACAGGGACCGUCCUAA
This is a messenger RNA of Hydatigera taeniaeformis, 513 nucleotides long. The record is from the annotation of a GenBank genome assembly. NCBI's taxonomy places the organism in Eukaryota, Metazoa, Platyhelminthes, Cestoda, Cyclophyllidea, Taeniidae.